CUUAAAGAUGAAUUUAUCAGCAAAGAGUUGUCAGAACUUGGGAAGGACUUUCCAUCAAAAAUAUCCUCAUUAUAUCUCUCAUGGGUGUGGCAGGGACACCUAUAUCUUACGGAAUAAUGGAGGAUUUUGUCUUGAAGAAUCUAGAGCUAAAGCUAGCAGUACCCUUUUCACCAAGGUCAGAAGCGAUAUUUCCCCAGUCCCAAAUAAGGAAGCUGGAAGCUUUAAGUAUAUAUCUGAUGGCAAUGGUAGGGAUUACUACAUCACUCACAAUUCUGGUAGACUCCAGGCUCAUUACAUGCCAGGAGGAAAACCCCAAACCAUGUUUUCUAAACAAGUCUAAGGAGUGAUGAGAAGAGGACCAAGACUUUUAGGUACCUGGAUCAGAAGGAGCUCCAAAAGAUCAAAAGGGACUUGCUUGUGCAGAAAGAUCUCAUUCAUAGACUCACUUGCUCAGGUCAGGAAUGGAAAGAACUAUCAAAGAAAAAUGCAAGAAUAUGACCAUUAAAAUAGAAGACCAUGUCUUUGAGAGCACUGGUAAAGCUAUUAAGUUAUCUCAACCCCACAGCUAAUCAAGAAUCAGAUUACGGGGGAUUUUAAUUUACUCUCUACCAAAAGAAAUAGUCAAACAAACGACAGGAUCCAAAAUGAAUUUUUAAAGGGAAAAUUACAGAAGAAUCCUAAAGGUCGUAGAUCAAGCAUUGGAACCUCACACCACUAUGUCAUGAAUAAGGAGCAUCACAAGAAACUAGAUUUGAUAAAACAAAGUGCAGGAAGUUAUCAACUACAAGGAGAUCUCUGCCAUCACUGA
This is a messenger RNA of Moneuplotes crassus, 808 nucleotides long. NCBI's taxonomy places the organism in Eukaryota, Ciliophora, Spirotrichea, Euplotida, Euplotidae. The record is from the annotation of a GenBank genome assembly.